UGUGUAACAUUGAUAUGCAAUCGAUAUACAUCAAAGCAUCGUAGAAAAUGCCUAUGAUCAAGAGCGAGGGUAAUAUAUAUAGCGAGCAAAAUUGUUCAGCUUUCCAAAUGUCUGAGGGAAAUCCCGGAAGUCGGUCGGGGAAACCCCAGUGACGUCACACCGAAUCUCCUGUCGCCAUGUUAUUAGACGCAGAGUUUGUUGUCAUUUUGUGACAGUUUCAGUUUUUACUUGGCUUCUGGUUUUAAUAUCCUAAACAUGUCACUUGAAGAUCCAUUUUUCGUCGUACGAGGUGAGGUGCAGAAGGCGCUGCAGACAGCUGGUGGACUGUACACGCGCUGGAGGGAGCUGCACUCACAGACAGGAGGGGGGUCAAAAGAAGAGUUGGAAUGGACCACAAAUGAAUUACGGAACAGUUUGAGAAGUAUAGAAUGGGACUUGGAAGAUCUAGAAGAAACUGUUGGUAUUGUUGAAAAAAAUCCAAAGAAAUUCAAAAUUGAUGAAUUUGAGCUGAAAGAACGACGCAGUUUCAUUGACAAGACCAAAUGGACAGUGAAGGAUAUGAAGGAUGAGUUGUCCAGCCCAGGGUCGCACAAAGCUCGUGAGGGAAAUCCCAGACAGUCUCUUCUUUCGGCCAAUGGUGGGAAUGUUGACCGAUACACUCGCCUUGACCAAGACAUGGAACGGUCAAAUCAGAACUACAUUGAUGAUACAAGUCAGCAACAGCAGUUGCUUAUGAGGUCACAGGAUGAACAGCUGGACAAGAUAGGUUCCAGUGUUGGCAUUCUCAAGAACAUGAGCCAGCAGAUUGGAUCAGAGCUAGAAGAUCAGAAUUUGAUGCUUGAUGACUUUCGGCAUGAAAUGGACAAUACUGAAUCAAGAUUAGAUGUUACCAUGAAGAAAAUGGCCAAAGUUUUACACAUGUCUAAUGAUAGACGGCAAUGCUGUGCAAUAGUAGUUUUAUCAGUUGUUUUAGUGAUUGUGAUAAUACUGUUCUUUGUUCUUGGAUGAUGGCAGAUUAUAAUCAUGUGACAGUCUACCAUUCCAUAUGCAGUGCAAAGUUGUCUUAUCAAUUGGAAAACUGAUAAACAGAGACACUUAGACACUCCUGUAUCUUGUCCAUGAUGUAGAUGGAGACAGUGAACAAGAUCUACCUGCAUAUCUUGUCUGUGGUGUAGACUGGUAUUCAGAGACAGUAACAAGAUCUACCUGCAUAUCUUGUCUGUGGUGUAGACUGGUAUUCAGAGACAGUAACAAGAUCUACCUGCAUAUCUUGUCUGUGGAGCCAGCAAAGAACAGCCUUCUCAGUAUAUCUGGGUGAACAAGGAGUCAGCGAGGCAUCUGGUCUGUAGUCACACACAGGUCCUGGGAUUAACAAGUUGUUCCCAGGUGCUGUUAUUCAACCUCUGGACUUUUUCAUUUAAGACUUUCUCAAUUCAGCUUAGUAUGUUUGUAUCUAAUGUUACAGUUUUGAAAAGGUGUGUUAUUUUUUUCUGAUCACAGGUCAAAAAGAGGAAAAGGACUUUAAACUAAAAAAAUAUCUCUGAAUUUUCAAAAAAAAAAGAACCUUAUUUUUUAUCUUUCUUAGACACUUAACUUAGAUUGAUAGAUGAGGUCAUGCUGUCCCUGCGUUUUAAAAG
Molecule: messenger RNA, 1637 nt
Organism: Haliotis rufescens (red abalone)
Lineage: Eukaryota; Metazoa; Mollusca; Gastropoda; Lepetellida; Haliotidae
Product: syntaxin-6-like
Exons: 8
Coding region: 256-1008 (250 amino acids)
Biological process (GO): Golgi vesicle transport
Cellular component (GO): membrane
Source: RefSeq, a predicted model, not a curated record